GGCGCGUCGGCGCGCGGGGUCGAAGGUCAGCCCUCAAGAUGGCGGCGGCGGUGACCUUCCUCAGGCUCCUGGCUCGGAGCGGCGCGGUGACGCGGAGCCUGCCCGGGGGCGCCAGGUGCUUCGGGGUGCGGACCUCGCCGACCGGGGAGAAGGUCACGCACACCGGCCAGGUUUAUGACGAUAAAGACUACAGGAAAGUUCGAUUUGUGGGUCGUCAGAAAGAGGUGAACGAGAACUUCGCCAUUGAUCUGAUAGCGGAGCAGCCCGUGAGCCAAGUCGGGAGUCGGGUGAUAUCGUGCGACGGCGGCGGGGGAGCCCUGGGCCACCCCAGAGUGUACAUAAACCUGGACAAAGACACCAAGACGGGGACGUGUGGCUACUGCGGCCUGCAGUUUCGGCAGCAGCAUCACUAGGGCGACCGUGUGACCGGAGCCGGCGGCAGGGCCCGGAGAAGGCUGUGCUGGAGGGCCCGAGCGUGCAGAGUGCGCCUCUCAUAGUCACCGCGGCCCGGCCCUCUGGCUCAGCUCUGCCUGGCACUCUGCCCCACCCGCUUCUCCGCGGCCUGGUCUGAAAUCCCACAAAGCUAAGUACCCUUUGAAGGUGUUAAUAGUCACAUGUGGACUGAUUGAAGAACUCUGUGUGUAUUUAAAAGAGUAAUGGUUACGAUGUAUUGUUCCACAAAAAUAAAAUCAGGAGGGGAGAGAA
Molecule: messenger RNA, 705 nt
Organism: Dama dama (fallow deer)
Lineage: Eukaryota; Metazoa; Chordata; Mammalia; Artiodactyla; Cervidae
Gene: NDUFS6
Product: NADH:ubiquinone oxidoreductase subunit S6
Exons: 4
Coding region: 39-413 (124 amino acids)
Biological process (GO): mitochondrial electron transport, NADH to ubiquinone
Source: RefSeq, a predicted model, not a curated record